This is a messenger RNA of Thamnophis elegans (Western terrestrial garter snake), 1501 nucleotides long. RefSeq names its product MOB kinase activator 2 (gene MOB2). Gene Ontology annotation, cellular component: nucleus; cytoplasm. Gene Ontology annotation, biological process: signal transduction; positive regulation of protein phosphorylation. Gene Ontology annotation, molecular function: protein kinase activator activity. The record is from RefSeq and is a predicted model, not a curated record. The transcript has 5 exons. Lineage: Eukaryota; Metazoa; Chordata; Lepidosauria; Squamata; Natricidae. Bases 268 to 1005 code for a protein of 245 amino acids.
GGCGGGGGGCGGGGGGGGGGAGAGGAAUAAAAAAAAAUAACGGCGGUUUCGGACGGAGGCAGCAGCGACGCGAAGGAGUCAGGCGGGACGAGGUCCGCGUUGGGACCGGCACCCAUGAGUCACCUCCGAGGCCAUUGCGGACGGUGAAGCGAGCUCAGCAGGCAGGCAAGCAGGCAGGCAAGGACGUAGCCGGACCCGCUGCCUGCUCGCUCGCUCGCCCGGCCCACAGCACCGCAGCGGCGUCUUGCAGGAGGCGGCGGUGGCGUCAUGGACUGGCUCAUGGGGAAAUCCAAGGGAAAACCAAAUGGUAAAAAGCCUGCAACAGAGGAAAAGAAACUGUAUCUUGAACCAGAAUAUACGAAGUCCAGGAUUACGGACUUUGAAUUCAAAGAAUUAGUUAUAUUACCACGUGAAAUAGACCUUAAUGAGUGGCUAGCUAGCAACACGACGACGUUCUUCCACCAUAUCAAUUUACAGUAUAGUACCAUCUCCGAAUUCUGUACAGGAGAGUCGUGUCAGACCAUGGCAGUAUGCAAUACACAAUACUACUGGUAUGAUGAACGAGGAAAGAAGAUCAAAUGUACAGCCCCUCAAUAUGUUGACUUUGUCAUGAGUUCAGUGCAGAAGUUAGUGACGGAUGAGGAUGUCUUUCCUACUAAAUAUGGCAAAGAAUUCCCAAACUCAUUUGAAUCCCUAGUGAAGAAGAUCUGCAAGUAUCUGUUCCAUGUGCUAGCCCACAUCUAUUCGUCACACUUCAAGGAAACUCUGGCACUGGAAUUGCAUGGACAUUUGAACACACUCUACGUACACUUCAUCCUUUUCAUCCGGGAGUUUAAUCUGGUGGACCCUAAAGAAACAACCAUCAUGGAUGACCUCACAGAGAUCCUCUGCAGCAGCAGUGGGAGUAGUAGCAGUAACGGAAAUGGCAAUGGCAGUGGUGGUGGCGGCAGCGGCAGCAGCAGUAGUAGUAGUGCAGUAGCACAGAACCACGUGAAGGAGAGAUGAGUCUUCCCAACCAGAGCAAAACCAACGCUUAAAAAAGGAAAUUACUCUCUAUUCUCGGAUGUAUGCAUAUGUAUAUGUGCUUAUGUGUGUGUGUAUGUGUAUGUGUAUAUAAUAUAUAUAUACACAUACACAUACACAACCAAGACAGCUUGAGCAAUUAUGCUGCCACCACAGGACAUGUAGACACAAGGGACUGUAUGGAGUUUUGGUUAAAUGCAUCAUCCUUGGCAAGACGUUGCACCAGUUCUGUGGGGAUUUUUUUUCCUUCCCUCCAUUUCUCUCCUGUUCCUCCCUUAUCCAAUGGAUUAUGAGUGCUGUUUUUAAGAGACGAACCACAUUUUUUGAGUUGGGCUACUGCUUUUGUGUUCCCUUUUUCCCCCCAUUCUGCCCACUUCCUUUUGGGAAGUGAUCCUUGUCUUUGAAUGCAAGCUCUCUUUUUAUCUGUCUCAUUUCCACUCUAAGAUGGUGGUACUGCCAUUUCUUUUUUUAAAAAAAG